UAUGUUGGUACAUAAGGGAAUCUUCCGCCAGAGGUUCCCAGUUUGUUUCAUCCCCAGGUUAUACGUAUGGACCUAUAGAGGACUUUACCCAAUAAGUUGCAGUUUUCUGUGUUAAAAGUCGUAACUGUAUAGGUUAUCGUUUGCUUUACUAUUAUUCUAAAAUCAACCCGUAGGACAACAUGAUUACAUCGUAUGUUUUGUAUCAAACAUGGAAGCGUGUUUAAUUCAUUUAAUGCUGUAUUAUUAGUGUAGGAACUAAUUUUAUCAGCAUAUAUGUUAUGGGAAGACCUAUUAUCCGCACGUGCGAUCACCACCUUGUGGUGUCAUUUAUAGACGCUAAGUCCCCUUCAGGCUCUAUAUGGUGUACUCUAAGAUAAAGGGAUACACAUUUGGUUAGUGCUUUUUAAAUCUGAAGCACAGUGAAAUAUGUAGCCCCUCAAUGUUCUAAACUUUACAUGGUACUUUGAUCACGUACUGUGGGUGCAGUUAGUAUCAUAUGUACUGGAGGGGGCUUGGCUAGCCCUUCAGAAUCAAUUCAUGGACCUUCAAUUCUUCUCGGGUCUGGACACAGAUGCCAAUGAUGGAGGUGGUGGACUUCCUGGUCAACACUUGCUGUUUGCAGGAGAUGAGGGACCUUCCUGCUCUUUAGAUGUUCCAGGGUUAGUGCCCUCCCAUCAGCUGUAUGGAAUGUAUGGGCACAACAAGUUCCCCGGGGGUAAUGACAGUUACCUGACUAUCACAGGAUCAGGACACCCCUUCUUGGCUGGUACUGAGACUUUCCAUACACCAAGCCUUGGGGAUGAAGAGUUUGAAAUUCCCCCAAUAUCAUUAGAUGCGGACCCCUCCCUUGCUGUUUCUGAUGUAGUUGGACACUUUGAUCUUGGAGAUCCCUCUGGAGUUCAGGAUGGUGGGUUUGCAGCACAGUAUGGGGUACAGACUUUGGAUAUGCCCGUGGAAAUGACUCAUGAGGUAAUGGAGCAAGCUGGUGGACUUCUUGGAGCUGGAUUGGCCAUGGACCUGGAUCAAACUAUAGUAACGCCAUACAGUGCCAAUCCUCCUGUCACUAUAGAUGUGUCUAUGGCAGACAUGUCAUCUGGCCUUCUGGCACAUAAUCAGCUGACCACAAUAGACCAGUCAGAACUGAGUUCCCAGCUAGGGCUUAGUCUUGGUGGAGGAACAAUAUUGCCUCCAGUUCAGUCACCUGAGGAUCAUCUGUCCCCUACUCCAUCACCAACCAGUUCUCUGCAUGAUGAGGACAUGGAAGACUUCAGAAGGAUAACUGCUCCUAAGACCAUUGUUGUUGAGCAAACUAAAAAGCAGAAGACCCCCAAGAAAAAAAAGAAAAAGGACCCUAAUGAGCCGCAGAAACCAUUGUCUGCAUAUGCACUCUUUUUCCGUGACACACAGGCUGCAAUUAAGGGGCAGAAUCCAAAUGCCACUUUUGGUGAAGUGUCAAAAAUCGUUGCCUCCAUGUGGGACAGUCUGGGAGAGGAGCAGAAACAGGUUUAUAAGAGGAAAACUGAAGCUGCUAAAAAAGAUUAUCUGAAGGCAUUGGCACUUUACAAAGCUAACCAACUGUCUCAGGUUGUUGUAGAUGCAUCAGAUUUGGAUCCUCCUCCAGCCACUCCAAAAGUCCUUCCUGAAUCACCUGUUCAUUCCCCUACUGUGGUUACAGCUCCAAGCAUCCCCCAGCGUGUAUCACCUCCACCAGAUCCCAUACCACCACCUCAGACAGCUCCUCCUCUUCAGCCAAGCAUUACUAAAAUAAUAAUUUCCAAACAGAUGCUUCAGGCAGGGCAAAUCCCUACAUCCAUAGCUAUGUCUCAGGGCAUGGUGACGGUCAUCCCAGCAACUAUGGUGACGUCACGAGGAAUCCCUCUCCACCAGCUUCAGCCAAGUCCACAGGCCCAAAGGGUGACACGUUCUGUACUACAGGCCAUGCAACUUCCCCCUCGCCUCCAGCCGCCUCCUCUGCAGCAAAUGCAGCAGCCUCCACGGCUCCAGCAAAUGCCUUCUGCACAGCAGCCAUCUAUUACAAUUUUGCAGGCUCCUCCUCCUUUGCAGCCCAUGCAAAAAGUGAGACUUAGUCUGCAUCAGCCUCCUCCACUGCAAAUAAAUUUUAUUCCUCCUCCUCUGCAGCCCCAGCCCCAAGCUGUGCAAGUCCAGUCACAGAGUGUUCCUAUUAUCAGUGUGUCACCAUCUCCUGAGAUCCCCACCUCACCACCUGAACAGCUGGAGCUCUUGACAGAAGUAGUUCAAGAGGAAUCUUCUCCACCUCCUAUGGAUGUGGAACUUGUGAGUGGUUCCCCACCUCGCAGUCCUUCCCCUCAACCUCGUUGUGUUCGUUCAGGGUGUGAAAAUCCACCUGUGGAAAGCAAGGACUGGGACAAUGAGUACUGCAGCAAUGAAUGUGUAGCAAAGCAUUGCAGGGACACUUUUCUGGCAUGGGUUGCUGCGCGCAAUCCAGGUACACUUGCAUCUGUCAAAUAACCCAUGGUGUCCACGAAGAGGGCUUCUGUGUGUAGGAAUUUGAGAAGGAUGGCAAUUUCCAAGAGAGCAUUUUACUGACUUUACUCAACGUACAAUUAUUUGUAGGAAUUUGGAAAGACUGAGUGGGAAUACACCACUUUUUUUCUUUGUAUUUUUGAUUUUCUCUAUCAACAAAGAUCUCCAUUUUGAGCCUAAAACAAAUUCCAAUUUAAUAUUUAUUUUAUAUUUGAUUUUGCAAUGUCACGCUAAAUCUUUAUUUUAUGGAAUCUUUGUACUAUGGAUUACAAAUAUUAGGACAAGGAACACUGCAUUCACAUUUUCUGCCAAGGAAGGCUGUUGCAAUAAGGGCUACAUCAAUAUAGUACUAUUGAUGAGCCUAAUGAAGGACUCAUGGGAAGGUUUAUGCACACAUCCAUCAGAAGCAUUUGUGGAGCACUUUAUUCAUCUGCAUUGCAGUCUGUUUACAAACUGUUAAUUGUCUUUAUAUCAGGCCAGCUGAUUUAAUAAUAUGGCUAAUGUGAACCAUGAUGACAAACCCAAGGAACAUAUUUUAUAGCUUCUGUCUGCAUAUCAUAUUGUGUAGCUAUUUUGUUUUUAAAACCACAGAAACAAAAUGUAGCAGCCCUUCCAUGUGACUAGUUAGUACUACUGGUAUUUUGCCUUUACGUUAAAAGGUAUGCUCCUAUAUAGGUAAAACUUGUUAUUGGUUAAUUUAUGGGAGUUGUUUAUUUUUGUGCUCUAAAGUAGAGCUCGCUGAUCUUAGCUAGAAACAAAUACCAGAGUUUAAAUUAAAGGAUCAUUAAACCCAAAAUUUCAUGAUUCAGAUAGUGAAUACAGUUUUUAAUCAACUUUCAUCAAAGUUGCUUCAUUCUCUUGGUAUCCUUUGUUGAAGGAGCAAUGCACUCCAAGGAUCUAGCUGAACAAAGCAAGCUUCCAGUAGUGCAUCACUUCUGAGCCUACCUACGGAAUGCUGUUCAACAAAGAAUGAAGCAAAUAUCAUAGAAAUAAAUUGUAAAGUUGUUUAAAAUUGUAUGCUUUAUUUGAGUUAUGAAAGUAAUUUUACUUACUGUCCAUUUCAUGGCUGCACAUAACCCUGAUGUUUCCUUAAGUCUUCAAUUUGAGAUUUCCUAUUUGAUCUUAAAACUUUGUGUUUACAUUCACUGCAGUGCCAGAUCCCCAUACAUGCAAAAGUGAUGCAGGCAAUUUGUGAGCAUGAAUAAAAGUUGAAUGCUGUAAA
Bombina bombina (fire-bellied toad) is the source of this 3727-nucleotide messenger RNA. It is a transcript of the gene TOX4, whose product is annotated as TOX high mobility group box family member 4. Gene Ontology annotation, cellular component: nucleus. NCBI's taxonomy places the organism in Eukaryota, Metazoa, Chordata, Amphibia, Anura, Bombinatoridae. The transcript is spliced from 9 exons. The coding region runs from base 538 to 2490 and encodes 650 amino acids. Gene Ontology annotation, molecular function: chromatin DNA binding. The record is from RefSeq and is a predicted model, not a curated record. Gene Ontology annotation, biological process: regulation of transcription by RNA polymerase II.